GCUUCAAGAGGCUCAAACUUCCGAAUGUUGUUCUUCUCUCAGGUAGAAGCGGUAGCUGGUGGUUUUGGUUGAAGAACAGCUGAAGAAAAGGCGAAGCGGCGACAGGAAACUUUGGCUUAUUCCUUUUUUCUUUUUGGGCAGAUGAAAUAGUUUUUGUUUUAAGUGGAGAACCUGAACUCCACCUGCUGAAAAGCCACAGGCUGAAGGAUCUGCUGCUGACUGAACACCUGCUUGGUGGGUUCAGCCAGAGAACAAAGUGAGGAGGAGACCGUCUGUUGUGCUUCUGCUUCCUACUGAUUACAAAUGUAUGCUGAGAAAAUUGUAACAGAGGGGAAGAUGGGGAGCAGGGGGAUUUCUCUGACCUGUGUGUUGACCCCCUGGCGGGUGAUCGGGGUGUGUGUAACAUUGAUGACCCUGGGAGCCAUUGGAGCUGCCGUUUGGGCCGUAGUUACUUAUUGCACCAUGGAAGAAGACACAGGAUUGUACGAUGUUCAGGUAAAUUCACCUGACCAACAUCUCAGGAUCUUCGAUCCCGCUCAGCGGAGGUGGCGUCAGGUGUGUUCCUCCCCAGCUAAUGAACUUCUUGCUAGCAUCAGUUGUGAGGAAGUUGGAUUCGUCAGUGUGCUGAACUACUCCGUCGCGUCGGUGCCAGAGGCCAGUGGUGAUGGAGGAGAGUUCUUCUGCGUCAGGCAGGAAGAUCUCAGCCACGGCAAGAAAAUCAAAGACUCGUUGUUCCCAUGUGAUUGUGAGGAUGGGGAAGUUCUCACACUGUUGUGCCAAGACUGUGGCAGACGUAGUUUUGCUGCAGAUCGCAUCGUUGGAGGUGUGGAUGCACGGCAGGGCAGCUGGCCAUGGCAGGUUAGCUUGCAGUAUGAUGGUGUUCAUCAGUGUGGAGGAUCCAUCAUCUCCAAUCGCUGGAUUGUCUCAGCAGCUCACUGCUUCCCAGAGCGCUAUCGCUUCAUUAAUCGCUGGCGAGUCCUCCUGGGCUCCAUCUAUAACAAACCGGUCAAUGCUAAUGUGGCAGAGGUGAAGACCAUUGUUUACCACAGCAGCUACCUGCCUUUUGUAGACUCCAACAUUGAUGACAACAGCAGGGACAUUGCUGUUCUGGCCCUCACACAGCCGCUCACCUUUAAUGAAUACAUCCAGCCUGUCUGUCUGCCAGCUUAUGGCCAAAGACUGAUAGACGGGCAGAUGGGAACCGUGACGGGCUGGGGGAACGUUGGAUACUACGGUCAUCUAGCUGAUGUUCUUCAGGAAGCAAACGUUCCCAUCAUCAGUGAUGCAGUCUGUAAUGCUCCUGAUUACUAUGACAACCAGAUUACCACCACCAUGUUCUGUGCCGGCUUUGAGAAGGGAGGCAUCGACGCCUGCCAGGGAGACAGCGGUGGUCCUUUUGUAGCAGUCGACUGUCUUUCUAAGACCAGUCGCUAUCGCCUGCUGGGGGUGGUGAGCUGGGGAACCGGCUGUGCCAUGGCCAAGAAACCUGGUGUGUACACCCGAGUGUCCCGGUUUUUGCCCUGGAUAUCUACAGCCAUGAGGAACUAUCACAACUCUCCAGGUGUUCACAAAAUGGCCCGAAUAUGAAACCUUUCUACUGUGUGAGGAGAAUAAGGACAGUUUUUUUUCUUGAUGAGACUGUGAUCCAGUGACUGAGAGAUGAACAGCUGUGGUUUCCCCACUCAUCAAGUUUCCACUCCCACUGAAACUAUUUACAGAGGAUUGUCUCGGUUCACGAGCCUGCAUGCAUCACUGACCAUCCACCAGGGCUGUGGAAUAAACGUGGAACCUAAAACCUUCAGCACAAAAAAAACGUCAAAGGACCAACUUAGUAAACAAAACAUCAUGAAGGACAUAAUCCCCAUGGGCCUCUGAACUAAACAGCAAUAGGGUUUUUUGAAGCACAAGCCCGUCUCAAUGAGCCUGGCUCUGAAUCUUAGUCUAGACUCUAAAUGUAAAUUAGCACUAACAGACGAUUAAAAACCUGAUGGAUUUGUAAGAUCAGGAGUGAUUAUAAAAAUAAAGUAUUGGAUCUUUUCUGCAGUUGAAAUGAUAAAAAUGUCGUCUUACAUCAGAAAGCUGUGUGAUACGUGCUCUUUCAGAUGCUGAGUCUGUCUUCAUAUAAAACCUAAUUUUCUGUAGCUAAUUCCACCUAAACCAAUGAAGUUGCUGUUUGUGUUCCAGUUUAUGUUUUGUUGUAAAUAUUUUUGUUGAUUUAUAUUUCAGACGUGUAUAAUUAAACAAUCUGCAGAUCUGAAUGUCAACAGUGCAAUAACAAUGAAUAUGUUCUGCAACGCUACACUAUUAAAUGCACACAUUACUGUUUA
Molecule: messenger RNA, 2327 nt
Organism: Nothobranchius furzeri (turquoise killifish)
Lineage: Eukaryota; Metazoa; Chordata; Actinopteri; Cyprinodontiformes; Nothobranchiidae
Gene: hpn
Product: hepsin
Biological process (GO): proteolysis
Cellular component (GO): membrane
Molecular function (GO): serine-type endopeptidase activity; serine-type exopeptidase activity
Source: RefSeq, a predicted model, not a curated record